GCCAGAUACCCACCAGGGGGAAGAGGAGAAAAAGGCCAGAGAGGCUGCCCCGAGUCAGGGAAGCAGUGUCAGGUUUCAAACUCCGCACCAGCCAUUCAGAGAGCAGCGAUGCCAGGGGCCCGCCUUGGGUUGCUGGUCUGCGUCCUGGCCCUGUGCUGUGUGGUCAGAGCCUAUCCCAACGCCUCCCCACUGCUCGGCUCCAGCUGGGGUGGCCUGACCCACCUGUACACGGCCUCAGCCAGGAACAGCUACCACCUGCAGAUCCACAAGGAUGGCCACGUGGACGGCACACCCCAUCAGACCAUCUACAGUGCCCUGAUGAUCAGAUCAGAGGACGCUGGCUUUGUGGUGAUAACUGGAGUGAUGAGUAGGAGAUACCUCUGCAUGGACUUUAGAGGCAACAUUUUUGGAUCCCAUCACUUCAGCCCCGAGAGCUGCCGGUUCAGCCAGCAGACGCUGGAGAACGGCUACGACGUGUACCACUCGCCGCAGCACCGCUUCCUCGUCAGCCUGGGCCGGGCCAAGAGGGCCUUCCUGCCGGGCACCAACCCGCCGCCCUACUCGCAGUUCCUGUCGCGGAGGAACGAGAUCCCGCUCUUCCACUUCAACACGCCCGCGCCGCGCCGCCACACGCGCAGCGCCGAGGACAACUCGGCGGCCGACCCGCUGGUCGUGCUGAAGCCCGUGCCGCGCCUGACGCCCGCGCCCGCCUCCUGCUCCCAGGAGCUGAGCAGCGCCGAGGACAACAGCGUGGCGGCCCACGACCCGCUCGGGGUGGUGCGGAGCAGCAACAGGGUGAACUCGCACGCGCCGCCCCCAGGUCCGCCUAGGACCCGCAAAGGAAUGCUUCUCGUACCUUUCAGAAACGCACGCAGCCUUUAAAGCAGCGGUUCUCAACCUGUGGGUCGAACGACCCUUUCACAGGGGUCGCCUAAGACCAUCGGAAAACACAUGUAUAAUUACACAUUGUUUUUGUGAUUAAUCACUAUGCUUUAAUUAUGUUCAAUUUGUAACAAUGGAAGCGGGGGUCACCACAACAUGAGGAACUGUAUUAAAGGGUCGCGGCAUUAGGAAGGUUGAGAACCACUGCAAGGGACAGCCCCCUGUACACGCCAAGGAAGGGGAGGUGGGGCGAUGGUGUGUGCAAUUAGCCGCUUCUCUCCAUUUCCUUCCCUAGGAAAGCCCCUGAGAACCUGCCUUCGAGGCCUGAGAAAAGGGGCUCCGCUGCCUUCCUCGACCCACCUAAACCACCUUUCUGAAUUCAGCCCCAUAGGUAAAAUCGAAAUUUCCGCUUCACUGAGGAGAGAAAGGAUUUUUCCCUUCUCUGGUUUUCCUUCCAUAUAGACGCCUCUUCUUAAUCAGUUUAGCGCUAAAAUCAAAGCUACAAUUUAGUGAGCUCACGGCUCUGCAGGUGAAGGAAGAGUCAAUGCCAGCGGUCUUCUCCUCUGUCCCUUGCAUUUGUUACCUUGGCCCUGUUGGCAUUCGAAUUUGUAACCUUGACCCAGGCAGGGUAGUAACAGCCGAACUGGGCAAAUGAAUGGGAACCCUAAUCCCAAGCCUUUGUUCUUCCUUGAGCAUCUCUGGAGAACAGCUGUCAAAAAGAUGGGUGGAAGCCGGUCAGAACCUCACCAGAAUGCUCAGAGAACUGAGGCAGAAAUCAAGCUAGAAAACUCCAGCUGCCCGGGCCGGCGCCCCUGGCCAUGCUCUCUAAGCAGGCAGAGCCAGAGGGCCGGGAAGCACCCUGCUCGGCUCCCAGGCACAGCCUGGCCUCUGGCCCAGUCUUCGGCUCCAGUGAACUGGGCCUGAGGAAGAGCCCUGGUACCGGCUCUGGAAAAUCUAGCCUGCUAGGAUUUGUUUUUCAAAAUGGAAAUAAAUUCAAACUCUCCUAAGAGGCAUUUCACCAAGCCUCUACUUCCAGGUCCAGUGGCAAUCCAUUCUGGAUGGAUUAUAAAAAUGUCACAGGGAAGGGAGGGGUCCUGAGACAAUGGGGCUGCUCUGGGCGAGGUUCUCUGUAUUCUGGUAAAUUCUGUCCUCUGAGUGAAGUGGCAUCAAGGACCUGGGGAAAGCAAAGUCCAAUAGCCAGGGCACCUCAGUGAAGGAGUUAGGAAAAGUCCACAUUGCCAGCUCUUCAUACGAUCUCUACCACCCAAUAGCAGUGGCUGGGGGCUGGUUAAAACACUCCCAGGCUGACAAGUCUGGGUCUUAAUCCACUUUGGAAAUCAGGGGGGGGGGGGGGCGGGCAUUAAAUGAAGACAGCUUUCAGGCCAAGGAGCCCCAAUACUACCAUGGGGAAAACCAAACCUCACAGCCGAGGAGCACCAGACAGUGGGAUGGCUGCUCAGUCCUCACUCUAGCCUUA
Molecule: messenger RNA, 2359 nt
Organism: Myotis daubentonii (Daubenton's bat)
Lineage: Eukaryota; Metazoa; Chordata; Mammalia; Chiroptera; Vespertilionidae
Gene: FGF23
Product: fibroblast growth factor 23
Molecular function (GO): growth factor activity
Source: RefSeq, a predicted model, not a curated record